This is a messenger RNA of Aegilops tauschii subsp. strangulata, 1691 nucleotides long. RefSeq lists its product as uncharacterized. The record is from RefSeq and is a predicted model, not a curated record. NCBI's taxonomy places the organism in Eukaryota, Viridiplantae, Streptophyta, Magnoliopsida, Poales, Poaceae. Gene Ontology annotation, molecular function: nucleotide binding.
CGAAGUUGCCCUUGUGACUCGGCCUUUGCCCGCGGCGCAGAGAGUCGAUAGCUCAUCUACCCACCAUCCACGAUCCAAUGGCUGGUAGCAGAACCAGUUCUUAUGGUCAGUGACACGCCCACUCCGAGAAAUUGGAUCUUUUGCCCCCUGAGAAUGACGAGUGAGACCGAGGCACUUGCCAUUGAGAUAAGCAUGAGGUAAAUCAUCAAAUCUAUGUAAAGUGGGGCAAAAGAUCCAAUCCCCCGCCCACUCCUCGCUCGAAAUCCCGUACAGAUUCGUUAGGAGAUGGCGCGAGAGGGAGUAGGGGCAGCCAUGGCGCCCGCAGCGGCGGAAGUGAGGUACGGGAUAGUUGGGGUCGGGAUGAUGGGGAGGGAGCACCUCCACAACCUCGCCCACCUCGCCGGAGAAGUCGAGCGGGAGCAGUCCGUCCGCGUCUGCGUCACCUGCCUCGCCGACCCCCACCCGGAGUCCCUCCUCCUUGGCCUCCGCCUCGCUGCGGAGCUUGGCCUGCCACCUCCCCAGACAUUUUCAGGUCACCGCGAGUUGCUGGACAGCGGGCUCUGUGACGCCGUUGUUGUGUCGUCGCCAAACAUGACACACUCUGAGAUACUCAUGGACAUCAUUGGUUAUGCCAAGCCGCACCAUGUUCUUGUUGAGAAGCCUCUGUGCACCACUGUACAGGACUGCGAGAAGGUCAUAGAGGCUGCCAAACAUAGGCCAGACAUACUUGUGCAAGUCGGAUUAGAAUACCGGUAUAUGCCGCCGGUGGCUAAGCUGAUAGAUAUUGUUAAAAGUGGCACACUAGGGCAGGUCAGAAUGGUGGCUAUCCGUGAACACCGGUUUCCUUUCCUUGUUAAGGUGAAAAACUGGAAUAGGUUUAAUUACAACAGUGGGGGAACUCUGGUUGAGAAGUGCUGCCACUUUUUUGAUUUGAUAAGAUUGUUUGCAGAUGCGAACCCUGUUCGUGUGAUGGCCUCUGGAGCUAUUGAUGUUAACCAUAAGGAUGAGGUUUAUGAUGGAAAGGUACCAGAUAUAAUUGAUAAUGCAUAUGUGAUCGUAGAAUUCGAUAAUGGCUGUCGUGGCAUGCUUGAUCUCUGCAUGUUUGCUGAAGGCAGUAAAAAUGAGCAGGAAAUUUCUGUUGUUGGUGACACUGGAAAGGGCGAGGCUUUUGUUCCAGAGGGCGUUGUGAGGGUUGGAAAGCGAGCAGGAGGCAGAGAUGGAGUUGUAACGGUAAAGGCCGAAGAUGAACGAAUCAAGUACCAGGGGCUUCACCAUGGAUCUAGCUACUUGGAGCACCUGAAUUUCCUGUCUGCCAUCAGGGCACAAGGUGCAUGUAGCCCAGCUAUCAGCUUGGAUGACGGCUUACUAUCUGUUGCAAUUGGUGUGGCUGGCCAAUUGUCGAUCGAGAAAGGCCGUUUCGUCACCAUUGAGGAGGUGCUAUCAAGCUGAUAAUGAGCGAUUUAUCGAUGUACUACAGAUUUCGUAUCAGUUGUAUACAUCUGUAAUAGCAUAAGCUGAUUUUCUUCAACUUGCAUGCAUUGGGUAAUUGCCUGUCUUGCGCAGUAAGCUGUUAAGGAAUGUUCAUGUUCCCUUUUUUGUUCUUUCUAAGAGCAAGUGAUCCACAAACUCGGCAACGAUGAUCAUGUAUGUAUGUAUGUAUGUAUAUUCCAGGCAUCAAAUGAUUUCAGCUA